Molecule: messenger RNA, 602 nt
Organism: Helianthus annuus (common sunflower)
Lineage: Eukaryota; Viridiplantae; Streptophyta; Magnoliopsida; Asterales; Asteraceae
Product: CASP-like protein 1E2
Exons: 2
Coding region: 17-508 (163 amino acids)
Source: RefSeq, a predicted model, not a curated record
AUCAAGGCUGAGGCGUAUGGAUGCAGCCACGAGGUUUUUAGCGUUGGCGCUAACUCUGGCAGCAGCCGUCGUUCUUGGAGUAAAUAAGCAAACAACGACCAUACUCGUGAAGAUCAACCCUUCCAUACCUCCUGUCGACAUGCGAAUCACCGCAAAAUGGAUUCAAAUGUCCGCUUUUGUGUACUUUGUGAUCAUAAAUGCAAUAGCAUGUUCUUAUACAACAAUCUCUUUGAUGUUUACCUUGGCAACUAGAGGUAGAAAGAAGAACGUAUCGGUGAUGGUAACCGUUUUAGAUCUAGUAAUGGUGGCGCUCCUCUUCUCAGCCAUCGGUGCUAGUGGUGCGGUUGGCCUUAUUGGCUACACCGGCAACUCACAUGUACAAUGGCGAGAGGUGUGUAAUGUGUUUGAUAAGUUUUGCCACCAGGCGGCAGUGGCGAUGGGGUUGUCUUUCAUCGGAUCCAUGGCGUAUCUUCUGCUAGUCAUCUUUGGUAUUUACAAGAAGCUUUAAUAGCCUCUCACUUGUUGAUUAUGCUUUCUUGAAAUGAGAUUAUUUCAAUAUUAAUUCCUUUUUAGUUGACUGUUUCAACCAACCAGUAAAUUGU